UUGACACUUGUACGGAGCGAUCGAUAUUUUUCUUUAUAUUCUGAGAAAUCAAGUUUUGUUAUUUUUUGUGUUUAUUAUUUUAUUUUUCCUAUUGACUUCCAUUCCUGUUUAACUUAACAAACAAUCCAAAAGAAUUCAUCAAAUAGUUUUCAAAAAUGUCAUCCAAUGACGAGAAACUUCCGGUGACGGUCGAAUUCGGAGGCGGAGCUGAACUACUGUUCGGGAAGAAAAAAAAACACCAAGUUUCGUUACCUCUAAACCAAGAGUGGACAUUGCAAAACCUUCUGUACUGGCUUCGUGAUAACCUGCUGACCGAGCGCAAAGAACUAUUUCUCCAAGGUGAUACUGUACGUGCUGGAAUUCUCGUUUUGGUCAACGACACUGAUUGGGAAUUAGUGGGUCAAGGUGACUACAAGCUUUCUCCCCGAGACACCGUCACGUUUAUCUCGACUCUCCACGGAGGAUAGGAAGAGGGAUUUUCCGAAAACAACAUGGCACCGUUGGAAGUUCAUUCAAGAUCAUAUUUUUAAAGGAAAUUCUGUUGUGACCAGCAAAAGUGUUGAAUAAAAAAAUCAUCUUCGAUUC
Venturia canescens is the source of this 585-nucleotide messenger RNA. RefSeq names its product Ubiquitin-related modifier 1 (gene Urm1). The transcript is spliced from 5 exons. The record is from RefSeq and is a predicted model, not a curated record. Gene Ontology annotation, cellular component: nucleus; cytoplasm. Gene Ontology annotation, molecular function: protein tag activity. Bases 156 to 467 code for a protein of 103 amino acids. Lineage: Eukaryota; Metazoa; Arthropoda; Insecta; Hymenoptera; Ichneumonidae. Gene Ontology annotation, biological process: protein urmylation; tRNA thio-modification.